CCUCUAGAUCACACACUAAUAAUGCUGGUAAUAAUGCAGUUUCUGAUUUCUUUAGUUCUCACACCAUCAUAACUUUCUCCACUUUACACCUCCUCUGCAACAUGUAUGCACACACCCUUCUGAAAAUAGCUGUUUUUUCGAGUUUCGACUUUUGCUCAGCGGAUAGCAUGUAUACACUUGACCAUCGUUGAUGAUACAUUUCAGUAACAAUAAAAGUACUUCAGUCUAAAACCCCUGCAACUUUUCACCAUCUUUGUUGAGAAAAUUUAGUGCACAGCUAUCAUGGGGAGGCUUGUAGUUGAAGUCCUUGAGGCCAAUGACCUGAUGCCGAAAGAUGGACAAGGCUCGGCAAGUCCCUUUGUUGAGGUAGAUAUAGAUGAUCAGCAUCAAAGGACACAGACAAGGAUUAAGGAUCUUAACCCCUCGUGGCACGAAAAAUUUGUCUUUAAAUUCGAUGACUUGCAGGAUCUUUCUAGGAAAACUAUUGAAGUUGUCAUCUACAAUGAAAAUACUAGUCAUGGCAACCACAAUUUUCUUGGUCGAGUUCGGUUAUCUGGUCUGUCAGUUCCUAAGUCCGAGUCUGAAGCAACGGUGCAACGAUAUCCUCUUGAGAAACGAGGUAUAUUUUCUCAUAUUCGUGGUGAUAUCGCGCUCAGGCUGUAUCUUGCUGAUGGCAAAGAUGAGGAUGGCGCUUCAUCAGAUCAAGCUGAAUUACCAAAAGAAAAGACGAAGAAAGGCAUGGAAAGUAGAGAAACUCCGGUGCAAGAAAAUGUUAAAAGGUAUGAUAAGAAGGCUCAGGAUGAUGAGUUUAAUGAUUUUAGCAAACAGAAGAUAAAAAGGAAGAAGGAGAAAGAGAUUAGGACUUUCUACUCUGUUGGAACUGGUGGCCCAACUGGUCCUAUGCCUCCAAUGCAGAAGCCAGUAGUUCUUGAAACCAGGCCUCAGUUUAUCCCACCAAGGCCACCUAUGGUUAUGCAAAAUCAAAUUCCCAUGCAGAAGCCUGAAUUCGGGUUGGUUGAGACGCGGCCACCAGUGGCAGCAAGGAUGGGGUAUUUGGGAGGUGACAAGAUGGCGAGUACUUAUGAUUUGGUGGAGAAAGUGCAUUACUUGUACAUCAAUGUGGUGAAAGCUAGAGAUCUUCCUGCUUUGGAUGUGAAUGGAAGUCUUGACCCUUAUGUUGAAGUAAAGGUGGGAAACUACAGGGGCUUGACAAAACACUUGGAGCAUAACCAGGAUCCGAUGUGGAACAGUGUGUUUGCGUUCUCUAAAGAAAGGCUGCAGUCAAAUGUGAUUGAGGUGAUAGUGAGGGCUAAAGAUUUGGGGAAGGAUGAUUAUGUUGGGAAGGUGGUUUUCGAUGUAGUGGAAGUGCCUCUUCGGGUGCCACCUGAUAGUCCUCUGGCUCCCCAGUGGUAUAGAUUGGCUGGUCAGGGAGAGAUUAUGCUUGCAGUUUGGCUUGGAACCCAGGCUGAUGAGGCUUUUCCUGAGGCAUGGCAUAGUGAUGCUCAUGAUAUUAAUCAUCAUAACCUAGCGAGUACACGCUCAAAGGUUUAUUUCUCGCCUAAGUUGUACUAUCUUCGCGUCCAUGUCAUUGAAGCCCAAGAUCUUGUGCCUUCUGAUAGAACAAGACUACCACAGCCAUAUGUGAGAAUACAGCUAGGACAUCAGAUCAGGGUCACCCGGCCUUCCCAAACGAGGAACAUAAAUGCUGCUUGGAAUGAAGAGCUUAUGUUUGUAGCUUCUGAGCCUUUUGAAGACGUCCUUAUUGUGAGUGUUGAAGACCGUGGUGAAGGGGGAAGGGAGGAUAAUAUGGGAAGAGCAAUGGUACCGGUCAGAGAGAUUCCACCAAGGGUGGAUUCAAGUAAGCUCCCGGAUCCUCGCUGGUUAAAUCUUCAGAGACCUUCUCACUCUGUGCAUGAAGAUGGCGAGAAAGAAGUCAAGUUUUCUAGCAAAAUCCGCCUCUGCCUCUGCUUAGACGUCGGGUACCAUGUCUUAGACGAAACGACUCAUUUCAGUAGUGAUCUUCAGCCAUCAUCCAAGUACUUGAGGAAACAAAGAAUAGGAAUUCUUGAAGUAGGGAUAUUGAGUGCUCAAAAUCUGCUACCAAUGAAAAUCCGAGAAGGUGGAAGUACAGAUGCAUAUUGUGUAGCCAAGUACGGAAAUAAAUGGGUACGUACUAGAACUCUUCUUAACACACUGUCUCCCAGGUGGAACGAGCAGUAUACGUGGGAAGUUUAUGAUCCCUGCACUGUAAUUACUAUUGGUGUAUUCGACAAUCAUCAUGUUAAUGGAAACAAAGAGGAUGCAAGAGAUCAGAGGAUCGGGAAAGUAAGGAUUCGUCUAUCAACUCUUGAAACUGAUAGAAUUUAUACACAUAACUAUCCCUUGCUGGUUCUGCAACCCUCUGGUUUGAAGAAACACGGAGAGCUUCAUUUAGCCAUACGCUUCACUUGUGUAGCUUGGGUUAAUAUGUUGACCCAAUAUAGCAAGCCAUUACUCCCCAAAAUGCACUAUGUCCAGCCUAUUUCUGUCCGACACAUUGACUGGCUACGACACCAAGCAAUGCAGAUAGUUGCAGCACGGUUAAGCAGGGCAGAACCACCUCUAAGACGCGAAACAGUUGAGUACAUGCUUGAUGUGGACUAUCACAUGUGGAGCCUCAGGAGAAGCAAAGCAAAUUUUUACCGAAUAAUUUCACUCCUCUCAGGAUUUUCAGCUAUCUGGAAAUGGUUGGAUGGAAUUUGCAACUGGAGAAACCCUCUGACAACAUGCCUUGUGCACGUACUUUUCUUGAUCCUGGUUUGCUACCCUGAACUAAUCCUCCCUACAAUAUUUCUCUACUUGUGUGUGAUUGGUUUAUGGAACUACCAGUUCAGACCCCGAAAGCCUCCACAUAUGGAUGCACGAAUCUCACAGGCUGAGAACGUGCAUCCAGAUGAGCUAGACGAGGAAUUUGACACAUUUCCAUCUUCGCGACCUACAGACCUAAUUAGGAUGAGGUAUGAUCGGAUGCGUAGUGUGGCAGGAAGAGUGCAAACAGUCCUCGGAGAUUUAGCUACACAAGCGGAGAGAGCUUUGGCAAUACUUAGCUGGCGAGAUUCAAGAGCAACCGCAAUCUUCAUUAUAUUUGCUCUCAUGUGGGCAACUUUGUUUUACCUCACUCCCUUUCAGGUCAUUGCAGUGCUUCACGGGCUGUACUGGAUGCGCCAUCCGAAGUUCAGAAACAAGAUGCCUUCUGUUCCUGUCAAUUUCUUCAAAAGACUCCCAUCAAAGUCUGAUAUGCUGUUAUCCUAGUAGAGUGUAGUUUAACAUUAUAUCCUAGUUAACAUAAAUCUCGUAAAGUGUGACAAUAGUUAAAAUGGAUUACCGUUAGGUUCUCAGUUCACCUAAAUCUCAAGUUGUCAGGAAGAGGGCUUACCAGAGUUAUAUUGUAUUCCUAACAAUUCCUGAUUUGUAGUAGAUAACUAUCCUAGCUGGUGUGA
Messenger RNA from Daucus carota subsp. sativus, 3479 nucleotides. Its product is annotated as multiple C2 domain and transmembrane region protein 6. The transcript has a single exon. NCBI's taxonomy places the organism in Eukaryota, Viridiplantae, Streptophyta, Magnoliopsida, Apiales, Apiaceae. The record is from RefSeq and is a predicted model, not a curated record. Bases 283 to 3291 code for a protein of 1002 amino acids.